AUGGAGGACCAGGAUCAAAACGCCAAGGCUAUACAACGCUCUGAGCCAACUGUGCCAAUCCAACAGGACUUCCUCUUUGUCGAUGCUUCUGAAGCAAAGGCAUCUCGCCAAGGACGACGCAAUGCUCGCUCGUUUGUUAUGCAGAAGGCCAGAAGGGAGCGGCCAUGGUCAACGAGCAAGCAAGCUGCAAAACAACGAGCGCAAGGAAGUGCGAGUCCGCGAAGUGCCGGUACACCCCCGGCACCAUCAACUCCAAACACAACUACUCCAAGUCCUACCCUGGAGUCCGGCCAACAAGGCUAUUUUCCUAUGUUCGAGCAAACCAGAGCUGGCGUGGGUGAGCGACGCAUCUGUUCGAAUUGCGGCAUCUUUGUAGUCCGCCACGGCCAGACACUCUGUCCCAAGUGCAUCUUGCUCACACCUACCGUGUCCGUAAGGGAGCCUAACAAAGGCAUGCUCGAUCCGUUUGGCACGUCUUGUGUCAAAAUCACCAAGGAUGUAUCGGAGCUUCUUGAUCAUUUCGUCCAUGAGAUGGCCCCUGGCAUAAUCGGUGUUGACAUUCGCCGAAGGUCAACCCUGAUGAAGUCAGAAUGGUUUGAUACGGCACUGAGUAACAGAGGUUUCAUGCACAGUUUGCUUAGUACAAUUGCUCUGCACAUGUUCGUCUUUGGGAAGGGUACCGUCAAGACGAUCCUUGAUCAUCGCGCAAAGGCCAUCUCAGCGGUGAACAAGGCGUUAUCGGCACAAGAUCGUGCUGUUCGCUUCUCAGACGCGAAUCUUGGUGCUGUGUUCAACCUUCUGACGGUUGAAGAAGGUUUGAUGAUGCCUCAGUUCAGAGGGAAAGCAACGCGCGACGAGCAGCCGAAUGCAACGGCAAUGCACCUGAACGGCUUGCGAGAGAUGUUACAUCUGCGGGGUGGCCUAGGUGCUGUUGGCACAAAUCGUAUAUUACAGGCCUUUAUACUUUGGCAUACUACAGCACACGCUAUAGCCGCUUUUGCAGCUCCUAACCCCACAACAUUACAAUACAUUCGCACCGCAAACUUCCCUCAUCAUCCACGAGGUUAUGUUCCGAACUUCUCACAACAUCUCAUCGGUCUGUGCCGGUAUGCAGGUCUGACAGAGUCUCUUGUCGAGUUGCUUGAGUCUGUGCUAAUACUUGCCGCUGAUCUGAACGCCUGGUAUGAUGAAACAGAGAGCCCGCUCGACGCGCUCGACAUCCAAAAUUACUCAUGCGUGCUGGAGUGCUUGUUGCUCGCAUGGAUGAGCGAAAGAGAGCCUCUCAUCACACCGCUUGAAGGCGCACUUUGUGUUGCAUUGAUCAUUUUCACCGUACGAACAACUGAAGCACUAAAGAGACCUUCAGACGUUCAUCAACUCCACUUCAUCGCAAGCAAGCGGCUCGAAAGCGCCCUGAAUUGCACGACGCGCGUCGAGUGGCAAUCGUGUCCAGACUUGCUUCUUUGGAUCCUAUCUGUCGGUGGUAUCUCGGCAGAAGGAUCAGCAGAGAGCGCAUGGUUUGUCCAUCAGUCCUCCCUUGCGUGCGCAGAGUUCAACAUCGACUCUGCCGAUGCAUUACUUGACAGACUAAGUCUUUGUGGCUGGGUCAACUACAAGCUGGACGAGUCCGUCUGUCAUCUGUGGGACAGAAUAGUUCACCUCAGACUUGAACCAUACCUUAACGCGCACUCUCCAAGUAUCGAUAACGCGAGCAGCCCUCCGGGGCCCUUACAAAACAGCCUUAAAGAGAACGAGCUUAUAGAUUGGCAGACAAUCGAUUGGGCAGCCGUCAUCUCAGCCACGCCUGCACAAGAGGCGGAUAUGAGCAAUGAAGGAGAUGCCAAGUGCUUCUUUGCUGACCUGACUAUCGACCAGUCCGGGAGGGCAGUGAACGAGUUGAUGUGCAAGUAUAUGUCGCUCAUCAUCAGGGUCGCGAAUCUUGAUGCCCCCGAGAAUCGACGACCGAAGCUGAGGGACCGAAACGAUUCUGGGAACGGGUAGACUGCGGCAAAGA
Messenger RNA from Boeremia exigua, 2014 nucleotides. RefSeq lists its product as uncharacterized. The transcript is spliced from 5 exons. Lineage: Eukaryota; Fungi; Ascomycota; Dothideomycetes; Pleosporales; Didymellaceae. Bases 1 to 2001 code for a protein of 666 amino acids. The record is from RefSeq and is a predicted model, not a curated record.